AUGAUUUUCAUCAGUGACGAAUCCAUGCUUGACCACCAUUGUCCGUGGGACACCUAUCACAUAGAGGUGCCGGAGAGGCUCGCCACGAUUUUGAACAUAGCCGGGCAACCAACUGUUUCGACAAGGAUGCAGAAGCUAAAAUCUCGCCCUGCUACUGAAAAGGAAUUAGAAAUGGUCCACACAACGCAAUAUAUAUCAGAGAUAAAGCGAACCAAAGAAAUGAAUGAGGAGGACUUGGAAAGAUUUUCAUCCAACUAUGAGGAUAUAUAUGUGAAUAGACAGACGUUCGAUGCCGCUUUGAUGGCAGCUGGAUGCGUAUUCAAUCUGGUGGAUGCCGUUAGCAAAACAGGCACACCGGGAUUUGCAGCAGUCCGCCCACCUGGCCAUCACGCUUUUCCUGAUAGAGGCUGCGGCUUUUGUAUAUUUAAUAACGUUGCACUUGCUGCAAAGCACGCUCUCAAAAAUGGGAUUUCACGCGUACUGAUAGUUGAUUGGGACGUACAUGCCGGUCAAGGCACGCAGGAGUGCAUAAACGGAGAUGAUCGUAUUCUUCUCAUUUCCAUCCAUCGUUUUCAACAUGGGCACUUCUGGCCGAAUCUUCAACAAAGCGGAGUGAAAACAAAGUUUAAAAACACGGUCAACAUACCUCUGAAUGAUAUCGGGAUGAGCGACUCUGAUUAUUUGGCGGUAUUUCAGCUGGUUGUUCAUCCAAUAGUUAACGACUUUAAGCCACAUCUCAUCCUUGUCUCCUGUGGAUUCGAUGCUGCACUAGGUGAUCCAGAAGGUGAGAUGAAAUUGACCCCCGCGGGUUACGCAACUCUCACGCAUCAGUUGAUGACAUGGAGGAUACCUUUAGCCAUGGUUCUAGAAGGAGGAUAUUUCAUGGAUUCUGUCGCGGCGGACUUCGAGUGGGUAGUGCGAGCACUUACUGGGGAAGAAAUCCCUCGAGUGCAGUUCGAGAAGAUAAAUGCAGCCCUUCCUCUGGUUAUUAACAACAUUCACAAGGAAUACGGUUCCACCUAUCCAACGCUUACCAUGAUCAGAGAACUUAAGCACUGCCUUGAACCAGACGUUGAGAAAGAUAGUGGUACGGCAGAAUACGAAAGUACAAAAGACUUCAGUAUACCAUUUCCCACACGUGGUGUUUAUAGGAAAAGGGAAGAGCACAUUAUUUUGUGGUUCAGAGAAAAGCUUCGCGAAAUCACUUCCACGUAUCAAGAGCUCAAAUCUUACAAGGACGUGCACUAUACACUCAUUGAAGAUCGGCCGUUUUCAUAUAUCAAGUCAGGAAGUAGCAUCAUGUUGCAAGUCAGCAGUAAGGCGAAAGGAGCCGCUCAUCUUCUAAUUGCCCAAUCCGUAAAUCCCUUACUCCGAUCAAAUGCCCUCGAGAGUCACAUUAGUCACCUUGCGAUCGAGCGAAUAGCGGAACUUCUGCAAAAGAUUCGUAACAACUGUGAAAAACCAUUGCCAUACAUCCUAUACCUAUGA
Messenger RNA from Necator americanus (New World hookworm), 1488 nucleotides. RefSeq lists its product as uncharacterized. Lineage: Eukaryota; Metazoa; Nematoda; Chromadorea; Rhabditida; Ancylostomatidae. Gene Ontology annotation, biological process: negative regulation of transcription by RNA polymerase II. The coding region runs from base 1 to 1488 and encodes 495 amino acids. Gene Ontology annotation, molecular function: transcription factor binding; histone deacetylase activity. Gene Ontology annotation, cellular component: histone deacetylase complex. The transcript is spliced from 11 exons. The record is from RefSeq and is a predicted model, not a curated record.